Messenger RNA from Cygnus olor (mute swan), 2261 nucleotides. It is a transcript of the gene TPD52, whose product is annotated as tumor protein D52. The transcript is spliced from 6 exons. The record is from RefSeq and is a predicted model, not a curated record. Gene Ontology annotation, biological process: B cell differentiation. Gene Ontology annotation, cellular component: cytoplasm. Bases 322 to 978 code for a protein of 218 amino acids. NCBI's taxonomy places the organism in Eukaryota, Metazoa, Chordata, Aves, Anseriformes, Anatidae.
GCGAAGGUUUCUCCAUUCCCAGCGCACGGCUCCUGGGCUUCUGUUUGUUAAAGGCACGGUCUGUUUAAGUCCAGCCCCAGUUAUAAAUUUACAGGAACUCAACUUUGUGCCAUGUAAACAGCAGAAGCUGUGGCGUGGUUAAGAAAUUACUUGCUGGACGGCUCUAUCAAACACGGGAGAGGUGUCGGCUGGGUUUUAUGAGGAGGUUCGGUGAGCGCCAGGUGAGGAAACGAGGGCUGAAGAAAGUCUUGUGGCUGCCGAAAGCCAAGAUGCCUCCUUCGGCAGCAGCAGAGGGCGGCUACGUGCUCUGAGCUUUCUGACAUGGAUCUGUCCGAGGAUUACAAAUCGCCCUUCGAUUUCAACUCGGGAGUGGACAGAAACUACCUUUACCUCUCACCCGGCAUAAACCUUUCUCCGCCUGGGUCGCCGACACUGACGAAGUCUGGGCUGCUGAGAACUGACUCUAUACCUGAGGUUGGAGAGGAUGCUGCUGCUACAGUUGGCAUGGCAGAAACACUCUCAGAAGAAGAACAGGAUGAGCUAAGAAGAGAGCUUGCUAAGGUGGAAGAAGAAAUCCAGACACUCUCACAAGUGCUAGCUGCCAAAGAGAAGCACCUAGCAGAAAUCAAGAGAAAGCUGGGAAUUAACUCCUUACAGGAACUAAAGCAGAACAUUACCAAAAGUUGGCAAGAUGUUACAUCAACCGCAGCAUACAAGAGAACAUCAGAAACCCUGUCUCAGGCUGGUCAGAAGGCCUCUGCUGCUUUUUCAACUGUUGGUUCAGUCAUAACCAAGAAGUUUGAAGAUGUCAAAAAUUCUCCUACUUUCAAAUCUUUUGAGGAAAAAGUCGAGAACUUAAAGUCUAAAGUUGGAGGAAACAAACCUGCCGGGGGAGACUUUGGAGAAGUUUUGAACUCUGCUGCUAAUGCCAGUGCCACAGAAACAAUUGCAGAACAGACAGAGGAGGAGACCCACUGAGAUUCCUGCCUCUGUCCUGCUACCCACUGCCAGAUGCUGCAAGCAAGAACUAAGCACACUUCUAACAUUCUUUGCGCUCUUUCCACCUGAUGUGCGUUUAUUUAGCACGUAGCUAUUUUACCAGAUUAACUGAUAGCAAGCUUGUUCGUGGGUUCAAAUUAUUUUUGAAACUAAAAUACAUUGUUUGGGGUUUUGUGUGGGAAGGGGAAUUUUUAUGCCUUUCAAACAUUUAAAGGACUUAUCUCUAAUUUGAAGGCAACCUUUAAAGUAUAGCAAUGAAAACUCUUCUGAGAAGUUAAUUAUACUGUACAUAUACUGUGGAUACAUAAUUCCUUUUGAAUCUGUAACUACUGUUCAACUUGAUCAUUUUGAAUCUACUUCUGCUACCAAACUUUACUCCCUUGUGAUUAUUUCACGUAAUUGUUGCCUGCAUGGGAACCAGACUAGGACGAUCAUUCCCAGCUAAAGAAAGGACUUGUACUUCAACAGGCUUUAAGCAAGUUACUUGUAGCACAGUUACAGAUGUGUAGCAAUGUACUGUAUUAAGAGCUUUUUUGUACAAAAGAUAGUGGUAGUAUAACACAUGACAUCUAAAACUUAUUGAUUUGUCUUUGGCUUAUCUAACUAGAAGGACUCUGGAAGCAAGAUGCCUAUUAAUGCUGGUUUAGUUCAGUUACAGUAACGUGAUCACAAUCACAUUUUGUUCUGAACUUUUGAUCAGUUGUGAAUUCGUCUUAAUUCACAGGUGGAGGUGUCACACACUAACAAAGUAUGGACGGUAAGAAUGAAAGUGGUUCUUCUGUUAGGCAGUGAGAGAGCUGCUGUCAAAUGCUAAUGUUCAUUCCCAUGUAGACUGACUGGAAAAGAUCUACUACAUACUACAUAGUUGUGUUUUUCUGUACGUCUUAAGGGCCUGAACCCCUUAAGAUGUAUCACUACUCCCAUUUCCUCUGCUGCGCAGAGUGUUACCUUGCAGCAUAGCACUCUGGCAAGGUCUGUUCCUCUACCUGUUGCUUUAUCUGAUUGUUGUCUUCAAAUUGCUUGUCUUUUCUAUGUUUCUGGCACCUGGUGUGGGUAAGAUUAGAGCUUUUGGCAUGUGUUUUAUCACCAUGGCUAGGACUGGAAACACGUUUGAAACAGGUCUGUGAAGUCUGAAACUUCCCCCUGCCACGGUGGGGUCUGGAAGAAAAAAAGUUCCUGGUUUACUUUAUUAGCAUGCCAGCUGUCAUGUAUAUAUGCUCAAUUCCUUGUGAGAAGCUUAAUAAAAAAAUAAUUAAAAAGUG